Molecule: messenger RNA, 2962 nt
Organism: Sciurus carolinensis (gray squirrel)
Lineage: Eukaryota; Metazoa; Chordata; Mammalia; Rodentia; Sciuridae
Gene: Tshr
Product: thyroid stimulating hormone receptor
Exons: 10
Coding region: 64-2349 (761 amino acids)
Biological process (GO): G protein-coupled receptor signaling pathway
Cellular component (GO): membrane
Molecular function (GO): thyroid-stimulating hormone receptor activity
Source: RefSeq, a predicted model, not a curated record
ACACAGGGCUGAGAAUGAGGCGAUAGCUUAGGAUGAAGACCUAACCCUGAGGGCCGGUGGAAAAUGAGGCUGGAGUCCCUGCUGCAGCUGGUAUUGCUGCUCUCCCUGCCCAGGAUCCUGGAGGGCAAGGGAUGCCCAUCUCCACCCUGCGAGUGCCAGCAGGAGGACGACUUCAAAGUCACCUGCAAGGAUAUUCACCGCAUCCCCAGCCUACCGCCCAGUACGCAGACUCUGAAGCUCACAGAGACUCAUCUGAAAACCAUUCCCAGUCUUGCAUUUUCAAAUCUGCCCAAUAUUUCCAGGAUCUACUUAUCUAUAGAUGGAACUCUGCAGCAGUUGGAAUCACAUUCCUUCUACAAUUUGAGCAAAAUGACUCACAUAGAAAUUCGGAACACCAGAAGCUUAACUUUCAUAGACCCCGAUGCCCUGAGAGAGCUCCCCCUCCUCAAGUUCCUUGGCAUUUUCAACACUGGACUUCGAAUAUUCCCAGACCUGACCAAAGUUCAUUCCACGGAUGUGUUCUUUAUACUUGAAAUUACGGACAACCCUUACAUGACUUCAAUCCCUGUAAAUGCAUUUCAGGGACUGUGCAAUGAAACCUUAACACUGAAACUGUACAACAAUGGCUUUACUACAAUCCAAGAACAUGCUUUCAAUGGGACGAAACUGGAUGCUGUUUACCUAAACAAGAAUAAAUACCUGACAGUGAUUGACAAAGAUGCAUUUGGAGGAGUAUACAGUGGACCAACCCUACUGGAUGUGUCUUAUACCAGUGUUACUGCCCUGCCACCCAAAGGCCUGGAGCACCUGAAGGAACUGAUAGCAAGAAACACUUGGACUCUUAAGAAACUUCCGCUUUCCUUGAGCUUCCUUCACCUCACCAGGGCUGAUCUUUCUUACCCAAGCCACUGCUGUGCUUUUAAGAAUCAGAAGAAAAUCAGAGGAAUCCUUGAAUCCUUGAUGUGUAAUGAGAGCAGUAUCCGGAGUCUACGUCACAGAAAAUCUGUGAAUGGCCCCAUCUACCAGGAAUAUGAAGACGAUUCUGGUGACAGCAAUGUUGAAUACAAGCAAAACUCCAAGUUCCAGGAAGCCCACAGCAACUCCCAUUAUUACGUCUUCUUUGAAGAGCAAGAGGAUGAGAUCAUUGGCUUUGGCCAGGAGCUCAAAAAUGCCCAAGAAGAAACUCUACAAGCCUUUGAUAGCCAUUACGACUAUACCGUGUGUGGGGACAAUGAAGACAUGGUGUGUACCCCCAAGUCGGAUGAGUUCAACCCCUGUGAAGACAUAAUGGGCUACAAGUUCCUGAGAAUCGUGGUGUGGUUUGUUAGUCUGCUGGCUCUCCUAGGCAAUGUCUUUGUCCUGUUCAUCAUUCUCACUAGCCACUACAAACUGACCGUUCCACGCUUUCUCAUGUGCAACUUGGCCUUUGCAGAUUUCUGCAUGGGGAUAUACCUACUCCUCAUCGCCUCUGUGGACCUCCACACUCACUCUGAGUACUACAACCAUGCCAUCGACUGGCAGACAGGCCCUGGGUGCAACACAGCUGGUUUCUUCACUGUCUUUGCCAGUGAGUUGUCAGUGUACACGCUGACAGUCAUUACCCUGGAGCGUUGGUAUGCUAUCACCUUUGCCAUGCGCCUGGACCGCAAGAUCCGCCUCAGGCAUGCCUACGCCAUCAUGGUUGGUGGCUGGGUUUGUUGUUUCCUGCUUGCCCUGCUCCCUUUGGUGGGAAUAAGUAGCUAUGCCAAGGUCAGCAUCUGUCUGCCCAUGGACACUGAGACUCCUCUUGCUCUGGCAUAUAUUGUCCUUGUUCUGUUGCUCAAUAUUGUGGCCUUUGUCAUUGUGUGCUCCUGUUACGUGAAGAUCUACAUCACAGUCCGAAAUCCCCAGUACAACCCUGGAGACAAAGACACCAAAAUUGCCAAAAGGAUGGCCGUGUUGAUCUUCACUGACUUCAUGUGCAUGGCUCCAAUCUCCUUCUAUGCUCUGUCAGCACUUAUGAACAAGCCUCUCAUUACUGUUACCAACUCCAAAAUCUUGCUGGUUCUCUUUUAUCCACUUAACUCCUGCGCCAAUCCAUUCCUCUAUGCUAUUUUCACCAAGGCUUUCCAGAGAGAUGUGUUUAUCCUGCUCAGCAAGUUUGGCAUCUGUAAACGCCGGGCUCAGGCAUACCAGGACCAGAGAGUUUGUCCCAAGAACAGCACUGGCAUUCAGAUUCAUAAGGUUACCAGGGACAUGGGACAGAGUCUCCCCAAUAUGCAGGAUGCCUAUGAACUGCUGGAAAAUUCCCACCUAACUCCAAAUAAACAGGGCCGGAUCUCAGAAGAGUAUAAGCAAACAGUCUUGUAAGUUGACCCCACACCACUCACAAUGGUGGGGAGAUGUGCAAAAGGCUGGUUUCUUGAACGUGCAUUCCAAACUCAUAUCACACAAUUGACCUAACCUUUGUGCAGGGGAUGUUUCAUGAGAUCAUAGUUCAUCUCUGGAGAGUGACUAGCAUUACACUAACCUUUGCCUCUAAGAAGGAAGAGAAGCUACCAGUCCAUCCAAAUCCCAGGUGAUGUGAAAAUAACCUGUACUCUCUGGAAGGCUUGCUUAAUGGUAAAUUCAGAGAUGACCUGGUGUGACAUUUGCAACAAGUAUAGACUGAACCAUGUCAGCAUUGUUCUUCUUGCCUUUAUACAGCAUUUCAUACUAAAGAUUCAGCAAAUGGUGAUCACAAGAUAAAAUUGGCCCCAUAUUGACUCAGUUCAACUUCACAUUCCCUGAUACAACCAAAGAGUUUUAAUUCCUUAAAACUGAAAAGAUAAAAACAAAUAGUUGCCAUUCAAUAGCUGUAACGAGAUAGGAAGGAGGGAAAAGGAUUAGUUUUGAGGUUUUUGGUUUUUUUUUUUUUUUUUUCUUUCCAGACCCUGAAAGUAUUAAUCAUUUCUUCACUAGGAUCUACCUGAUAUUAUGUGUU